Molecule: messenger RNA, 1381 nt
Organism: Xiphophorus couchianus (Monterrey platyfish)
Lineage: Eukaryota; Metazoa; Chordata; Actinopteri; Cyprinodontiformes; Poeciliidae
Gene: insl5a
Product: insulin-like 5a
Exons: 2
Coding region: 519-941 (140 amino acids)
Cellular component (GO): extracellular region
Molecular function (GO): G protein-coupled receptor binding; hormone activity
Source: RefSeq, a predicted model, not a curated record
GUCCUAAGUGGGACCUGAACUAAUGAUCGAGACAGAGAUGUCACACCAAGUAUCUUAUCUCUCCAUCAUCCACACCAUAAUGACUCCAUGAUGAACUGUAAACAUUGAUUUUUUCCUCUUAUGAGACCAAAACAGCUGUAAAGGGAAAGACAACCUGGCCAUCAGAGAGUUAUAAAGACAGAAAACACCUGUUUGACUCCAGGAGGGAAUCGGUUGGGUUCCUAUGAUUGGCCAGUGUUGCGAAGGUCAGUGCAAUUUCGGCCUUAAAUUAGGUAAGCCAAGGGAGCCUGACGAGACUGCACAUCAUUUAAGCAGAGGGUCGUAAAAGGAUGGAGGUUGUAAGUCUGUUUCAGAUGGCGGGAAGUGGUGAUCAUGAAGAUAACCGGAAACAUAAAGGGUAUGCAUGCAUGUGUUUACGUGUCACUGGGAUGGGCUAAGGGCAAGUUGGAAUGGGGGGGGUGGAGAGAAGAUGAGGUCAUUGGAUGAUCAGGUGGAUGGUAUAUAACGAACAAGGAUGAAUGCAGAAGAUCGCUGAAGGAGUUGCAGGCUGCGAGAGACUCCUGAAGAACACAAGGAAGAAAAAGAAAACAACAGAGCAUCUACGGGGGGUUUGGAAGUCAUCCAGUAUGCGUCUGCUGGCGGUUUUGGCUUUGCUCUUCUGCGUAGUGGUGUGUGUGGACCAGGCAAGAGCAGAAAUGCAGGCAGUGAAGCUGUGUGGUCGGGAGUUUCUGAGGGCUGUGGUCUACACCUGUGGAGGCUCCCGUUGGAAGAGAUUCUUCAGUGAACCAGACAUGGGCGGUCUGUCUGCAGGGGAGCAAAACAGCUUGGAAAACCUUAGCAUCCCGGGAUCUAACUGGAGCAAACGGGACAUAAACAACAUCCUGACAAACUUGUGCUGUCAGGUGGGCUGCAGGAAAAGCGAACUCACCUACUUGUGCUGAUGGACUAUUUGGUCUUUUAUUUUUCCUCUCAGUGACCAAAAUAACUGCCUUGUCUCCCAUCUUGCCUUAAAACCUAAAUUUCACUCUGACGUCUAAUAUGAUCGUUGUAGAAAAGAUAGUGAAUGUGGUGCAUCUGUGAAUUUUUGUGUGAAUUUGAGCUCAAUAACUUUAUCAAUAAAUACAUGACUGAAUGUAUUUUAAGUAGAGCUUGUAUUAGAGCUUAUAGGAGUGUAUUAAUUGCAGAUCGAUUAAGACAGCCAUCUAAGAUCUCUAAGACACUUUGUCAGGUCUUAGAUGGCAGAUAACUAAGAGCUGAUAUCUCAGAUAUGUGUGCAGAAUAAAAUAACUGUGGUACAAGUUUGUAUAGCUUAAAAUUCUGCUUUUAUGUCUAACACUUAUGUUUUAAAUUGUUAUAAGAAAAAUAAAUGUUCUUGCAAAUG